AUGUAUAUACAGUACACACAUAUGUACACCCACACCCAUACACCCUCUCAAAUCACCGCACGCAGCCACGCGAGACGACCCAAAGACGCCGCCGCUGCUCUGUUGAGAGGGCCCGUCUCUCCCACCACAUGGCCUGACAUAACCCAGCUGCCUGUCCGCUCUGCAUCGCCGUUGCUCCCACCUUGCCAGGACCCGUUCCCGCGUAACCUUUGUGCUGGCCAACGACCCUUUAGCUCGCUCGGCCCACGACGCCGUGGUGGUACACUCGACUACAGUAACGACCCACGUCCACACGCGACGCCUCCCCGGAACAUUGUUGCUCACACGGCCAAAACGUGGCCAAGUACAGUUGACGGCGCAACCUUGGACGCACGCACAUACGCGGUCAGCGUGGCUGCAUUGCUCGCCAUGCAACAGGCGCCGGGCUUGUCGGCCAGACUCGAAUGGUUGAAGACAAGGCGUGCCCAAUCACACCUUGGCCUGCACCACAGCAACCAUGCAUUGUCGUCAUCACCUCUGAGCAGACUCGGCAGAUCUGCGCCCUAUCUACCUCAUGGGCGAUCAAUGCCUGAUUGCGAGCUUGGAACACUGCCAGUGGAGAUUGUCGUGUUUCCCAGCCUGCAGCCUGGAGAACAGACGAUGUGCCGCCAUUCCACGUGUGCAACCCCACCUCAAGGCCCUCACGCCCAACGCCUCGUCGGCCUGCCAUGCGAGACAUGCCUCCUUGGCCACACGCAUCUGCAUCCAUGCCCACACGCCUGCCCGUGUAGUCCAAGUCUAAGUAAUCGCCCUGGACCCUUCAUCCUUCCCGACUCCUCGUGCCUCUCCCUCUCCCUCUCCCUCUCCGCCGUCGCCAGCCGCUUGCCUCUGUCGCCCUCGGCAUCGCUCGGACUAAUCACCGACCGCUCGCAGCGUCAUCACCACAAGCCUCGGACGCCUUCACGCAUGCGGUGA
Molecule: messenger RNA, 954 nt
Organism: Bipolaris zeicola 26-R-13
Lineage: Eukaryota; Fungi; Ascomycota; Dothideomycetes; Pleosporales; Pleosporaceae
Exons: 4
Coding region: 1-954 (317 amino acids)
Source: RefSeq, a predicted model, not a curated record